AUGAAGAUUCUAUCGUGGAACUGCCGUGGGCUUGGGAACCUGCGGGCAGUACGAGCCCUGAAAAGGCUCAUCCACUCUAAAGUUCCUGAUGUGGUACUUGUUAUGGAAACUAGGCUAUAUGAGUCGGAGGUUUUGAGACAUAGAGGGAUUGGUGGUUUGCACAAUGUUUUCCCAGUUCAGUGCGCAGGACAAGGGAGAUCCAGAGCUGGAGGGUUAUGUCUUUUUUGGGGAAGUGAAUUUGAAGUUGAGGUAAUAUCAGCUUCUUUACAUCAUAUUUUGUUUAAGAUUUUUCAUUCUGAGGAUAGAACAGAGAUGAGGUGCUUGGGAGUUUAUGGUUUCCCGGAUGAGAGGAAGAAAGCAACUUGGGAUUUGAUAAACUGGGAGGGGACCCCCCCUGAUAUUGAUAGAUUACAGGAGGUGUCUCAUGCAUGUGCUGAUUGUGAGUUGCAUGAGGUUGAUUUUUCAGGUUACCGGUUCACUUGGUCAAAUAAGAGGAAGAAGCCUGAUACAAUUGAAGAGAGAUUAGAUUAUGCUCUUAUUAAUGAGGCGUGGGGAGCUCUAUGGCCAGUAAUUUCAGUCUAUCACUUACCUCGCUACAGAUCGGACCACAAUCCGAUUCUGGUGUUCAGUGGCUCUCGGAAAAUGAGGAAAGAGUUGGCUAGGUCGAAUUUGUUUCGUUUUGAACAGUUGUGGUUGCAGGCAGGGGAUGAAUGUGCUGAGGUGGUGACCGAAACAUGGGAAAGAAUGAGGGGAGAUCUACCCGAUAAAAUUUCUCAGGUGGGGUCGGUUCUACAGGGGUGGGGAAAGGAAAAAUUUGGAGAUUUGCCGCGAAAAAUUUCAGAUCAGAGAGGCCUUCUAGAGAGACUUCAGAGGAGUGAUCAGACUGAUGAGGUGGUGGAGAGCACCAAGGAGGCCGAAAGGUUGUUAGAUAGUUUGCUUGAGCAAGAGGAGGUCCUGUGGGCACAGAGAUCCAUAGCAUCUUGGCUAAAACUGGGAGACCGAAACACUGGUUUCUUUCAUCAGAAAGCUUCACAGCGGCGGCGCAGGAACCUGAUUGAGCUUCUCAAAGAUGAUAAUGGGAGGAAAUAUGAGGAUGACAGGGACAUUUCUAGAGUGUUGACAGAGUAUUUUGGGACUUUGUUCUCCACUUCUUCUCCGGUAGGGGUGGAAGAAACGACUGCACUUGUGGCUGGGCGGUUAUCACCAGCUCAUCUGGAGAUUCUAGCAGAUCCGUUCACAAAGGAAGAUGUUGAGGAGGCUUUAUUUCAGAUGCAUCCGACGAAGGCUCCAGGUCUAGACGGAUUGCCAGCUCUUUUCUAUCAGAGAUUCUGGUCAGUAAUAGGAGAUGAUGUGGCUCAGUUUUGCUUGGAGAUUCUCAGUGGUGCGAGAUCACCAGGUACAAUUAACCAGACUUUGCUUGUUUUAAUUCCUAAGGUGAAAAAGUCUGUGCAUGCAAACCAAUUUAGACCAAUUAGUUUAUGUUGUGUGAUUUUUAAAAUUAUUACAAAAACAAUUGCAAAUCGGUUAAAAUUGAUUUUGCCUGAUAUCAUAUGUCAUUCGCAAAGUGCGUUUGUACCUGGUAGAUUGAUUACAAACAACGCUUUAAUUGCUUUCGAAUGCUUUCAUUAUAUGAAGAAGAAAAUAAAUGGCCGGAAUGGCAUAAUGGCUUUGAAAUUAGACAUGUCGAAAGCGUAUGACAGAAUUGAGUGGCCUUUUUUGAGGUCGGUGAUGGAAAAAAUGGGCUUCCCACUUUGUUGGGUGAAUUUGAUUAUGAGUUGUGUUUCUACAGUUAAUUUUUCUAUUAUGUUAAAUGGCAAUCCGCAGCCACAGUUUGCACCCGGAAGAGGGUUGCGACAGGGUGACCCGUUAUCCCCUUAUCUGUUCAUCCUAUGUGGUGAGGUUUUUUCUGCACUAAUUGAGCGACAAAUGUUGUCUGGUGGCCUUCAUGGUCUUAAAAUUGCACGUUCUGCACCUGCUAUUUCUCACCUUUUGUUUGCAGAUGAUAGUAUAAUUUUUUCCCGUGCAAGUGUUCAUGAAGCAGAAUGUGUAAAAAAUAUUUUGCGAACAUAUGAACAAGCAUCGAGACAAGUGAUUAACCUGGAUAAAUCAAUGCUUUCGGGUAGCCGAAAUGUGCAUGAAAAUUGUCUUAAUGAGCUUACACAGCUGUUGGGAGUAAAGGCAAUUGAAAAUAUUGACCGGAUGAUUGCCCGUUUCUUUUGGGGCGGAGAUGUGUCUCGGAGGGGACUUCAUUGGACAAACUGGGCUAACUUGUGCAAGAGCAAGUGUGAGGGAGGGCUUGGUUUUAGGGACUUCAAAGCUUUUAAUGAAGCUCUUGUGGCUAAAAAUUGGUGGAGAAUUUACAUGUACCCGGAUUCUUUGUUGGGUAGAGUUUUUAAAGCGGUUUAUUUUCCUUCUGUGACUAUCUUGGAGGCUAGAAAGGGAUAUAGGCCAAGUUAUGCGUGGUCUAAUGGUUCCCCUUUGGUUUAUAGACAGGAAACUGUGGAAGACCUUAGGCUGGAGAAAGUGGCGGAUUUGAUAGAUAAUGGGCGCUGGAAUGUUGAGUUGAUCCAAGAGGCUUUUAGUCCUCUCACUGCCCAGAAAAUUUUGGCAAUUCCACUUGCAAACCAAGGUAAUGUGGAUUCUAUAUAUUGGUUUGAUUCCACUAAUGGUAUUUAUGUGUGUAAGUCAGGAUACAAUUUCAUCAGGUCCUUGGUGGCUAGAGAGGAGGCUUCAACAUCCUCGGGUCCUCUACUCCAGACGAAGCUUUGGCGCAGGUUCUGGGCUAGCCCAGCCUUGCCACGGUGCAAGGAAGUAGCUUGGAGGGCUGUACAAAAUUUUCUUCCAAUGAGAGGAGAACUUGUGAAGAGGGGGAUGCAGCUUGAUCCAUGCUGUCCUUUUUGCGAGACCGAAGUCGAGACAUGUGGUCACUUGUUUUUGAAAUGCCCUGCGGUAGAGAGGGUGUGGUUUGCGUCGGAUUUGGCGAUUAGAACUGAAAGUUUCAGCUCGGUUCAUGCUUUGAUGGUGGCGGUUUUAGAGGAGGAUGAUGUAGAUUUUAUAGCAGCAGUACAACAGCUUAUGUACGUGAUUUGGGAGGCUCGGAACUCCAUGGUGUUUAAUGGGAGGAAUCUGGAUGUGGGAGAUGUGCUGCGGAGGUCAUCCAUGUUGAAGCCUUGGGAUGAUGGUAUUCAUAUUCCUCAAUCACUGACAGCUUCACGCCCUGCAAAUUGGAAGAGGCCAGAGGAAGGAAUUGUCAAAAUAAAUUUUGAUGCUUCAGUUAAGAACGAGAUUGGUGGUCUAGGAAUGGUAGCUCGGGACUCUCAUGGUGCGAUUCUAGGAGCUGCAGCUUUGUAUCCGGUUAGUGUGAUCUCCCAUUUGCUUGGCGAGGCUUGCGGUUUCCGAUGGGCACUGAAGUUGGCGACGGAGUUUGGUUUCCGAUCAGUUUGCUUUGAAACUGACUGCUUACAGCUAUUUGAAUGGUGGAAGAAGGGCUCUAUUGGUUUGUCUUAUUUAGAUACUAUUGUUCGCGAAUGUCGUCUUUUUACUUCUGCUUUUAGUUAUUUUCAGUUUACCUUUGUGAGACGUUCAGAUAACUCUGAUUUCUACAAUAUAUGGGUUGAUAAUAAUGGUCAAGGAACUAUAAGUAAACUAAUAUUUGAAGUCUUAGCUAACUAUAAUUUGAAUGCAUUAAACUUGUGGGGUCAGGCUGGCUUAGGUGAGCUAACUGGUGAGGAUGUAAGUUUUAUUCGAAACGUGUAUACAGAUGACAUGACAGUUCAAUGGGCAAUUCGAGGACAUUCCGGUUUUGGUCGUAUGGUUAGGUCUAAGGAUGACAUUUGGUUAGUUGGUUGUGCAGGACACAUAGGCGUCUCUGACAGCCUCCGCACUGAGAUGUUAGCAAUCUUUCACGACCUUGAUAUCUAUAGGUAA
Lotus japonicus is the source of this 3927-nucleotide messenger RNA. RefSeq lists its product as uncharacterized. Gene Ontology annotation, molecular function: RNA-DNA hybrid ribonuclease activity; nucleic acid binding. The record is from RefSeq and is a predicted model, not a curated record. The transcript has 6 exons. NCBI's taxonomy places the organism in Eukaryota, Viridiplantae, Streptophyta, Magnoliopsida, Fabales, Fabaceae. Bases 1 to 3927 code for a protein of 1308 amino acids.